AUGAUGCAGAGCAUAGAAGUUGGAAGGAAUAUCUCAUCUCGCCUAACGGAGACAAGCUUCAGAAAAGGAAGAUUCAGACUACGUCUAGGUAAUGAUGGAGAUCUACGGCUUCUCACUCUCAACCCCGAGACGCUUUUAGACUCAGAUAUAUACUUUGCGUACUACGCAAGUAACACAAAGAAUCAAAACCCUGGGACUCAGUUAGUUUUCAACGAGUCAGGCUACAUGUAUGUUCUCCAAAGAAACAACUCAAGAUUCUAUCUCAAACAAGACCACGUUCCAGUAUCUUCUAAAGAUUUCUACCACCGUGCUGUUCUACAUUUCGACGGUGUUUUCGCUCAGUACUAUCAUCCCAAAGCUGGAGAUGGUGGGUGGCGAUGGGCUUGGUCUCAACCUGAGAAUAUAUGCGCUAAAGGUUUUGGACCUGAUCUUGUUGCUAACGAGGUUGGGAACUUGGCUUGUGGGUUUAAUAAUAUAUGUGUUUUAGGAGAUAACCAAAGGCCAAGAUGUGAAUGUCCUGAGAGGUUUGUGUUGAAUCAUCCUAGUAAUAGCUAUGGUGAUUGCAAGCCAGAUUUUGAGAUGCAGACUUGUGGACCAAAGAAUAAUCAAACCGAUGUAAACCUUUACGAGCUUGUAGCUGUGGAGAAGACUAAUUGGGCAUCUGGUGAUUACAAGAAGUACUCAAACUAUGAUGAAGAAAGAUGUAAAGCUUCUUGUCUUAACGACUGUUUCUGUGCUGCGGUUGUUUUCAACAACAUUUGUUGGAAAAAGAAGUUUCCCUUGUCUUAUGGUCACAGAUCUCCGACCGUUGGAAGUGAUUCUUUCAUCAAGAUUCGAAAACUCACAUCGGAUGGUUCCAAUACUGGAGGAAAAGGCAAAAGCCGUGACUGGUUGAUCAUCACUUGUUCUGUUCUGCUUGGAACUUCAGCUUUGGUUAACUUCAUAUUACUUUAUCUGAACAGAAAUAAGAAGAAGAUUACAAAGAAACCUAGCCAAGGAAGAUACAGUGGUGCUGCUACAGCUACUGACUUGAAUCUGAGAGUCUUUACAUACAGAGAGCUCGUCGUUGCUACAGGAGAUUUCGUGGAAGAGCUUGGAAGAGGAGCGUUCGGGAUAGUUUACAAAGGAGUUAUAAAAGUUUCAAAUGAUUCAGAAGUUACCGUGGCUGUCAAGAAACUAGACCGUGUGGCUCAAGAAACCGAGAAAGAGUUCAAGAACGAGGUCAAAGUGAUUGGUCAGAUCCACCACAGGAACCUAGUGAAGCUAAUCGGCUUCUGCGACGAAGGACAAAGCCGUUUGAUCGUCUACGAGUUCUUACCACAUGGGACGUUAGCUGGUUUUCUCUUCAAGCGUCCAAGACCUAGCUGGGAAGAUAGAAAGCGAAUCGCGGUGGAGAUUGCAAGAGGGAUCUUGUAUCUGCACGAAGAGUGCAGCGAACAGAUCAUACAUUGCGAUAUAAAACCUCAGAACAUUCUUCUAGAUGAGUAUUACAACCCUAGAAUCUCGGAUUUUGGUUUAGCCAAGCUUCUGAUGAUGAACCAAACGCAUACGCUCACGAACAUCCGCGGAACAAAAGGUUAUGUGGCGACAGAGUGGUUCAGGAACAGUCCCAUUACAUCCAAAGUAGAUGUCUAUAGCUAUGGAGUAAUGCUUUUGGAAAUCGUGUGCUGCAAGAAAGCUGUUGACCUAGAGGAUAAUGUGAUUCUUAUCGAUUGGGCGUAUGAUUGUUUCCGACAAGGGAGGUUGAAAGAUCUGAUCAAAGAUGAUUUAGAGGCAAUAGACAAUAUGGACUUGGUGGAGAGGUAUGUGAAAAUAGGGAUAUGGUGUAUUCAAGAAGAACCAGGGAAGAGACCUAACAUGAGAAAUGUAACACAGAUGCUUGAAGGUGUGGCUCAAGUUAAUGAUCCUCCAAACCCUUCUCCCUAUAGUACUGUCACAUGUGAUGAGUCUUGAGUGUAGUCUUCCAGUGUCAAGUGUUUGAUUUAUUUAUGCUGCUUAGUUAGACAUUUUGUAUCGAAUACUUUGUACUAUUAUUACGUUUAUUCAUGUUGCUUUGUUAGACACUUUGUAUCAACGACUUUUAUAUUUUGUAAUUAGACACUUCCA
This is a messenger RNA of Eruca vesicaria subsp. sativa (arugula), 2106 nucleotides long. The record is from the annotation of a GenBank genome assembly. Lineage: Eukaryota; Viridiplantae; Streptophyta; Magnoliopsida; Brassicales; Brassicaceae.